AUGAAGCUCUUUUGCCCCCCGGUGAUUGGCUGGCUCACGGUGGUUGUAUUGCUCGGUUGCGAGGGCACCGCCGGGCAGCAGUUAAAGCCGGCGCGUGCAUUGCUGCUUCCCCACCGGCCCUUCAUCGUGGUGUGGAACGCGCCCACCGAGGCCUGCCUCUUGCGAUUCAGGGUGGACCUGGACCUGCGCGUCUUCGACAUCGUGGCCAACUACAAUGAUACUCUCAGCGGCCCCAAUGUAACCAUUUUCUACCACUCCCACCUAGGCUACUACCCGUACUACUCGCACUCACGUGAGCCCAUCAAUGGCGGCCUCCCCCAGAACCAGAGCCUCUCCAAGCACCUCAGCAAGGCCCGUGCAGACAUUGACAAGCUCAUUCCAUACAAGGACUUCCAGGGCUUGGCUGUGAUCGACUGGGAGAACUGGAGACCGCAGUGGGUACGCAACUGGGGCUCCAAGGAUAUCUACCGCAACAAGUCCAAGGAACUCAUGAAGUUACUCCACCCACAGUGGCCCGACAGCAAGGUAGAGAAAGAGGCCAAGGAGCAGUUUGAGAAGGCUGGCCAGGCAUUCAUGAACUCCACCCUGCUGCUGUCGGAGAGCCGGAGGCCCCGUGGACUCUGGGGCUUCUACCUCUUUCCUGACUGCUACAACUACGGCUAUAAGCAACGCCCUCAACGAUACACGGGCGAGUGCCCCAAUGUGGAGCAUGUGCGCAAUGACCGUCUGAUGUGGCUCUGGAGGCAGAGCACUGCCCUCUACCCCUCAGUCUACCUGGACUAUGAGCUCAAGUCUACACCCAACGCUGUCAAAUUCGUUCACUACCGAGUCAAGGAAGCCAUGAGGAUUGCAUCUAUUGCCCGCAGCGACUACGCAAUCCCAGUUUUUGUCUACUCCAGACCCUUCUAUGCUUACACCUUCCAUGUCCUUUCAGAGAGUGACCUGGUCCACACCAUCGGGGAGAGCGCUGCACUGGGGGCAGCAGGGGUGAUCCUAUGGGGGUCCUCAGAGUAUGCCCAAUCGCAGAGGAACUGCUUGAUAGUGAAGAAGUACAUAGAUGGUCCUUUGGGUCAUUAUGUCAUCAAUGUGACAUCAGCAGCUAAACUGUGCAGCAAGGCCCUGUGCAAGAAGAACGGAAGGUGUGUAAGGAAGAGCCUUGAUUCAGGAGCUCUGCUUCAUCUGAACCCCCGCUUCUUUCACAUCAACCGCAAGCCGGCAUCUCAGAGCCACCAAGGAUCCAGGUUCAGCGUCAGUGGCCACCUCACCUACGAUGACAUCCUGGACAUGAAGCACAAGUUCACUUGCCAGUGCUACCAGGGCUGGACGGGAAUCUACUGUGAGGUGCCCGAGACCCUCGAUUUGCCCCCGUGGCCCCAGGACACCUUUCUCCGGGAGUUCUUCAUUGUCUUGUCCCUCCAUUUCCCUUGUCUGUGUGUCAUCAUCUUUCUCAGCUUCUGCCUCAUAAUCAAGUGCCUUUUGCUGUAG
Molecule: messenger RNA, 1485 nt
Organism: Scleropages formosus (Asian bonytongue)
Lineage: Eukaryota; Metazoa; Chordata; Actinopteri; Osteoglossiformes; Osteoglossidae
Gene: hyal6
Product: hyaluronoglucosaminidase 6
Exons: 3
Coding region: 1-1485 (494 amino acids)
Biological process (GO): hyaluronan catabolic process; carbohydrate metabolic process
Cellular component (GO): cytoplasmic vesicle
Molecular function (GO): hyalurononglucosaminidase activity
Source: RefSeq, a predicted model, not a curated record